Vigna angularis (adzuki bean) is the source of this 1111-nucleotide messenger RNA. RefSeq names its product dolichol-phosphate mannosyltransferase subunit 1. The record is from RefSeq and is a predicted model, not a curated record. Gene Ontology annotation, biological process: protein O-linked glycosylation via mannose; GPI anchor biosynthetic process. Gene Ontology annotation, molecular function: dolichyl-phosphate beta-D-mannosyltransferase activity. Lineage: Eukaryota; Viridiplantae; Streptophyta; Magnoliopsida; Fabales; Fabaceae. The transcript is spliced from 9 exons. Bases 162 to 893 code for a protein of 243 amino acids. Gene Ontology annotation, cellular component: endoplasmic reticulum membrane.
ACAAAUAAAAAGUUUGUUGUAGUUGACACGCUGCUUGGUUCCCUUUGAUUCGUGGAACGCCGUCGCCUGAAGCUGCUGCCCCUCGUGAAGUUUUGUUCUGCGCCGUCGUUAGUACGUUGAAUUCACUGCAUUGAUUGAAUUCGGUACAAGUUGUGAUUGGAAUGGAUGGGCAACAUCAGAAGCAAAAGAACAAGUACAGUAUAAUUGUUCCUACAUAUAAUGAGCGUCUCAACAUUGGUCUCAUUGUUUACCUAAUCUUCAAGCACCUUCGGGAGGCUGAUUUUGAAAUUAUCAUCGUGGAUGAUGGGAGUCCUGAUGGUACUCAGGAUGUUGUAAAACAACUGCAGCAAGUUUAUGGAGAAGAUCGAAUCUUGUUAAGAGCACGGCCUAGGAAGCUGGGUUUAGGAACUGCUUAUAUUCAUGGCAUGAAGCAUGCAUCUGGAAAUUUUGUUGUCAUCAUGGAUGCUGAUCUGUCACACCAUCCAAAAUAUUUGCCAGCUUUCAUUAGCAAGCAGUUGGAGACUGGUGCUGAUAUAGUUACAGGGACUCGUUAUGUUAAAGGUGGUGGUGUGCAUGGAUGGAAUCUUAUGCGCAAACUAACUAGCAGGGGAGCAAAUGUUCUUGCACAAACACUUUUAUGGCCCGGUGUCUCAGAUUUGACUGGAUCUUUUAGACUUUAUCGGAAAUCAGUGCUUGAAGAUAUCAUUAGUUGCUGUGUUAGUAAAGGAUAUGUCUUUCAAAUGGAAAUGAUUGUACGAGCAUCCAGAAAAGGAUACCGUAUUGAAGAGGUUCCAAUCACAUUUGUUGAUAGAGUAUAUGGAAGUUCAAAGCUUGGUGGAUCAGAGAUUGUUGAAUACCUGAAAGGCCUAGCAUAUCUUUUGGUGACAACAUAAAAAGAAAAAUCAUAACUCGUGUUGGGGGAGGUGGGGAGGGGGCACUAGGGUAUAAAUUUUAUUCGAUUAACUUUUUGAGGACAUUAGCUUGGCUGCUAGAAUCUGCAUAGUUUCUGUACAAUACAAUCUUUGUCUUUUGAAUCUAUCAAAGGACAUUCUCUGUUUUUAUAACUAUUAACGUGGAUAAUCAAAGGAUAUUCUCUGUGACUCUUCUUAGA